CUCCCUCAUUUCUGCUUCAGUUAUUUUCAACGAACCCAUCAACAGAUCUAUUUUAGAUUCACCUAUGGCUCAAACAGCAGCAGCAUCUUCAGAUUCUAUAAAGCCAAGAGAUGUUUGUGUUGUUGGUGUUGCACGUACUCCAAUGGGUGGAUUUCUUGGGUCUCUGUCAUCUUUACCUGCCACCAAGCUUGGCUCAAUAGCCAUAGAAGCUGCUCUUAAAAGGGCAAAUGUUGAUGCGUCACUUGUGCAAGAAGUUUUCUUUGGCAAUGUACUCAGUGCAAAUCUGGGUCAGGCUCCUGCUAGACAGGCUGCACUAGGUGCAGGAAUACCAAACUCAGUUAUAUGUACCUCCGUUAACAAAGUUUGUGCAUCUGGGAUGAAAGCAACAAUGCUUGCAGCACAGAGUAUUCAGCUGGGCAUCAAUGAUGUUGUUGUGGCUGGUGGCAUGGAGAGCAUGUCUAAUGCACCUAAAUAUUUGGCAGAAGCAAGGUUAAUACCAUUCUCCUGUUCACGGUUCCCUUGUUGUGUUCAAUUUAUGAUUUCUGAUCAAGUAUUAGCAUGCAGGAAAGGAUCUCGGUUUGGGCAUGAUACUCUUGUAGAUGGAAUGAUGAAAGAUGGACUAUGGGAUGUGUAUAAUGAUUGUGGCAUGGGCAGCUGUGCUGAAUUAUGUGCUGAGAAACAUGUUAUUUCAAGAGAGGAGCAGGAUAAUUUUUCUGUUCAGAGCUUUGAGCGUGGUAUUGCUGCUCAACAGGGUGGAGCCUUUACAUGGGAAAUUAUUCCGGUUGAAGUUCCCGGGGGAAGGGGAAAGCCAUCCAUCAUAGUUGACAAGGAUGAAGGCUUAGGAAAGUUUGAUGCUGCAAAAUUGAGGAAGCUGCGGCCAAGCUUCAAGGAUAAUGGAGGCACUGUUACUGCUGGCAAUGCCUCCAGUAUAAGUGAUGGUGCUGCUGCUUUAAUCCUUGUCAGUGGAGAAACAGCACUUAAGCUAGGACUGCAGGUGAUUGCAAAGAUUUCAGGAUACGCAGAUGCUGCUCAGUCUCCAGAGUUUUUCACAACAGCUCCAUCCCUUGCAAUACCCAAAGCCAUUUCUAAUGCUGGCUUGGAUGCUUCUCAAAUUGACUACUAUGAAAUCAACGAAGCCUUCGCUGUUGUGGCUCUUGCAAACCAGAAACUGCUUGACCUUAAUCCAGAGAAGAUUAAUGUGAACGGUGGAGCUGUAUCCUUAGGACAUCCUUUGGGUUGCAGUGGAGCCCGUAUCUUGGUCACACUUUUGGGGGUUUUGAAGCAGAGAAACGGGAAAUACGGAGUUGGUGGUGUUUGCAACGGAGGUGGAGGUGCAUCUGCACUUGUUGUAGAGCUCCUGUAAGCAGUUUUUAUGUUUAGGUAAGUCUCAUGCGUACUGAAAUAAUCAGUUCAAUAUUGUAUGAUGUUGCAACCGUCUUUUCAAGUAUUCAGAGGAUAAAUUCAUGCUGCCAAACACAGUUUGAUGUUGUGCAAUUUUUAUUUCAUUCUCAAAUAAGUUGUAGUGUAGUGAAUGAAUGGAAUGUUUAAUUAGGUUUGAGAAGAAAUAUAUGUUCAAUGUUGCUUUUGGUUUUCCUUG
Molecule: messenger RNA, 1597 nt
Organism: Hibiscus syriacus
Lineage: Eukaryota; Viridiplantae; Streptophyta; Magnoliopsida; Malvales; Malvaceae
Product: acetyl-CoA acetyltransferase, cytosolic 1
Exons: 13
Coding region: 65-1363 (432 amino acids)
Biological process (GO): fatty acid beta-oxidation
Molecular function (GO): acetyl-CoA C-acetyltransferase activity
Source: RefSeq, a predicted model, not a curated record